AUGGCUUUCGGCUGGGGCGAAUCUGAUGAUGCUCACCGCAAGGUGUACGGCGAGGAGAAGCACGAGGGCAAGUUCUCUCACGAGCUCAUUGCCGGUGCCGCAUCUUUUGCCGGUAUGAAGGCCUGGGAGGACCACCAGCGCAAGGAAGGCAAGACUGUCAAGCACGCUUUCGCCAAGGAGGCUCUUGCCGGUCUUGUCGGCGCCGAGGUUGACAAGCUCGCCGAGACCAAGGGCAUGGAUGAGGUCGACCGCGUCAAGGCCCACGAGCACGCAAAGAAGAACGCCCACCACAUGUACGAAGAGCACUACGAGCGCGGCCACGGUGCCGACGUGUACGAUCCCUCCCGCUUCCCCCUCCUCCUCGCUUCGACGGCCCCCGUCGCUGGUAAAUGGGGAGCAUGA
Molecule: messenger RNA, 402 nt
Organism: Penicillium argentinense
Lineage: Eukaryota; Fungi; Ascomycota; Eurotiomycetes; Eurotiales; Aspergillaceae
Product: DUF3759 domain-containing protein
Exons: 3
Coding region: 1-402 (133 amino acids)
Source: RefSeq, a predicted model, not a curated record